AUGAAGCUUACUGGAGAAGCUACAACGAUCGCCGUCAGUUUGUUGUUGUGGGUUAGUAUGGUAUCGGCCGCACCAGCCGAGGACUCGGAGGCGUUGCUGGUCAACUACGAGAGUGUCCAGAUGCGCGAAAUGUAUCGCUUUAUGUACGAAACGGAUGAUGGACAGUACCGGGAGGAAGUGGGAAUGCUGGUGAACAUUGGCACACCGGACGAGGAGCUGAUGACGAUGGGACGCUACAGAUUCACGAGCAAGGACGGUACGGAGGUGAUGGUGAUGUACACGAGCGGCAAGAAUGGUUACCGAGCCCGGACUGUCAGCAGCCGCAGCAGUUCCUGGGAUUCUGGGGCAAAGAAGAAGGCAUUGCUGUCGUUGCUUAUGGGUUGAGGCUUGUAGGUGAGGGAUGAAACUACUCGCUCUCUCAGCGCAACAGAAGGAGCGGCAGAGCUGAACGAUGACUGUGCUCAAUACUAACUGCCAUGUUUCCAAGAUCGAACUAGGAUUAGGCAAAAAAGAAUGCAAUUUUUGUAAAUGCUGUAAAAAAAUCAUCUUUACGUUAAGUUUAUUGAACGAAAUUAAAA
Messenger RNA from Anopheles aquasalis, 578 nucleotides. Its product is annotated as larval cuticle protein 65Ag1-like. NCBI's taxonomy places the organism in Eukaryota, Metazoa, Arthropoda, Insecta, Diptera, Culicidae. The record is from RefSeq and is a predicted model, not a curated record.